AUGAGGUUGAGCAUGAACAGUCAAAUGCGCCCUCACAGCAAGAUGAAGUCUCAGAGUCAGGUGACCGUGAGAGUUUGCUGCGCGGCAUGCCCAACGUCCAGCAUCAGCUACUUCUGCUCUUCGGAUAGCCAGUGCGUCGUGAGACCGGCUGUAUCGUCCGCCGCCUUCGCCGUCACGGACGUCACGGAGUACUCCUCCACCGGUUUCACGGUACCAUCUGGACAAGGAGACAAUAUAAAACUAUGA
This is a messenger RNA of Arctia plantaginis, 246 nucleotides long. Lineage: Eukaryota; Metazoa; Arthropoda; Insecta; Lepidoptera; Erebidae. The record is from the annotation of a GenBank genome assembly.